AACUACGAGUAAAAUAUGGUCGGUACUGUCGGUACGCGCUUCGCUUUGCUUCGCCACAGUUCGUGUUUAACCGUGACACCACCCUAAGAAUACAAAUAUAGAAAAAAGAAAGCAAAUCUAAAAGAGAAAACGAGUGAGAGAGAAAGGUAGAAAAGAACGGAACUAUCGAGGUUCCGAGUUCUGAAGUUCUGGUUUUGACCACAGCCGUUCAGUCACGCUCAGUCACUAACCAAGUAUCGAAACGAGCAGUUCACUGCUACUUGUGCUUAGCUUCAGAACCCAUUACUUACAAAAGAAUAAAAAUGGUCGUCGAGAUUGAGAGUGUCGAGGAUUUAAAGAGUAAGAUUGAAAAGGCAGGAGACCAGUUAAUUGUCAUUGACUUUUAUGCAACAUGGUGUGGACCGUGCAAAAUGAUUGCACCUAAAAUAGAAGAAUUAUCAAAGGAAAUGCAAGAUGUUAUCUUUGUGAAAGUAGACGUCGAUGUCCGUGAAGAUAUUGCUACCGAUUAUGAUAUCAACAGUAUGCCUACCUUUGUUUUUAUCAAGAAUGGCAAAGUGGUGGAGUCCUUUGCCGGUGCUAACUAUGACAAAGUUAAAGACACAAUUCUAAAAUAUAAGUGAAUAUAAAAUUGAUUUCGAUAAUAAAAUUUUGUUAAGCAGAUUUGUCUAUUGAUUAGUAUUAAUCAAUAAGAGCAACUAGCAAAAGCCAUAUAAUCAUUAAAAAUGAAAUUGUGUUUCAUUCUUAAAGUAAUUAAUAAGGAGAUACAGAAUUUUUUGAUAAUGCAUUGCCACUUUUAUUAUACAAAUUUUGUUGCAAAAUAAAAUAUAAUCAGCUUACAAAAAUA
Molecule: messenger RNA, 844 nt
Organism: Osmia bicornis bicornis
Lineage: Eukaryota; Metazoa; Arthropoda; Insecta; Hymenoptera; Megachilidae
Product: thioredoxin-2-like
Exons: 4
Coding region: 303-620 (105 amino acids)
Molecular function (GO): protein-disulfide reductase activity
Source: RefSeq, a predicted model, not a curated record